CGAUGAUAAACGCUCGCGCAAUCCCCACUACGUGUUGCUGCCUGACCCGAGGAGAUUUUGCAAAUUUACGGAAAUGGGCCGGAGAUUCUGGGCGAACUGGCACUGUGUGGCUGCUCGGAUAACUUGGCAAGAUAGAGAUUGAAAUUUAACUUCCGUGAAGAUAUAACGUUAAGAUUGGAUGGUUUAAUCCUCUUUUUAGAUUCAGUCUUUUAUGUUUGCCUACGGGGUGACUCGUGGCUCUUCCGCACAAAAAUGUAGCGGGAUCGAUGGUUUACGCGUUUGCACAUACACGCGAAAAAAUCUAGUUACGGCUCGUUAGCAGUAUACAAUUAUUAGCCCGCUGUAAACUUCCACAGUAUCCCUCGUUUAACGGGCGUUGGCAAUGUGCAGCUUACAAGUCGUUAACUCGCGCCUCGUUUCAGAUCUUACGAUGUAGCCUUUCGUUUAAAAAAUGAAGCAAACGAUUCGGACAAACUUUGCUUUAUUAACGCGAUGCUGCGCGCUUGGUAAGAUCUGACUUUCGAAAAUCUCUUCUAUCCUCGUCUCAUGAAACAUAGCUCGGGUUGGAUAAACGAUAAUUUGUUCUUCCAUGGGAUUUCGAACAUGACGGAUCAUAUUCGUAUUCCUUCCAGACGGUUAGUCACAAUGUAUAUCCUCGUAGUGUGCUAUCUCGCGUGGGUAUCACAAGCUUCAGGGGUGAAAAACAUCACACACGGAGUAACAAGACACCUUAGAUCUAUUGGGUUUCCUGAGGGCAGCGGCAUGGGGAUAUUCUUCGCCCUCGGAGUACCCAUUGAUAUUCCCGACAAAUCGGUGCUAUUUUCUCUAUACUUCGAAGCGAAUUAUGCUCUGCCAGGGGAAUGGAACUCCACUUACUAUUCGGGCGAGCCGUCUCUUAAGAAGCGAAGUCUGGAUCGACGAUUGGCGUACGAAAUUCUUAUGAACAAACUAGAAAGCUUUGGUUAUUCUGGUGAAAAUUGUCUACUAAAGAUGAUCUGUGAAGUUACUAACUAUCCUUUAACUAGUAAUGGGGUGCUUGGCGAAGUGCUGCAAAUUUUAUUUACGCCAUCCUCUUCGCAAAAUGAAAAUCUUCCGAGCGAGAUCACCGAAGCCGAGCACGCGAAAGAUUGCAAUUACCGCUAUAAAAAAUGCCCUCAAAGUCCAUUAGCUUUGAUAAGGCGCCAUGAUCUCGACGAUAAUAGUUAGAAAAGCCACGAUAUUAAACGCAAUCUUCAUAGUACACGGUAUAGUUCACGGACUGCCGUCCGAUAAUGGAGUUUCUAAAAAACACAUAAAG
Bombus pascuorum is the source of this 1297-nucleotide messenger RNA. RefSeq lists its product as uncharacterized. The record is from RefSeq and is a predicted model, not a curated record. NCBI's taxonomy places the organism in Eukaryota, Metazoa, Arthropoda, Insecta, Hymenoptera, Apidae. The transcript has 4 exons. The coding region runs from base 547 to 1206 and encodes 219 amino acids.